AUGGACGCAACACAUCAUGCUCUACCUGUAUUCAACCAUUUGGCAGGCUGCCUAUUCCACCCUUGCCUCAGUUCUGACUUCCGGCGCUGGAGGAUCGCUCUCAAGAACUGGGCGUCGGCGUCCGGCAUCGAAGAGGUUGGACAAUACUAUUCUCUAAACUUCGCAAUCGUUCAGAAAACGAUUCAUUUGAAGCCCUGGUGUAAAGAAGAGCAUAAUCCUAACCUACCAAAAAUAAUUAAAAAGCCUACAGCCCCAACAGAAAUUCGUAACAUUCAACACAUGGGCCACGACUUGGAAAGUCUAGCCAAGCACAAACCUAGGAGC
Molecule: messenger RNA, 324 nt
Organism: Opisthorchis viverrini
Lineage: Eukaryota; Metazoa; Platyhelminthes; Trematoda; Opisthorchiida; Opisthorchiidae
Exons: 2
Source: RefSeq, a predicted model, not a curated record